CUUCAUUACACAUUUUCAAAUGUUUUUGUGUUUUUUUUGCGACGUUUUUGUCGGAUAAACCUGAGUCAAUGGAAAAUAAACCUGUUGAUUGGGACAAAUGAGAGACAUCAAUAGUACAUGCUAAAGAAACUACAUUUGGGAGGAGUCCCACAUAUUGGAGUUGUGUCUGACACCUGAAACUUUACUUGUGUUCGAGACUCAGCAAACCGCCACUCAAUGGGGAAAACAGAGGGGCUCGAGGAAACGGUCGAGGAAGAAGUCAAUGCGCAACAAUGAGUCUGGACAAAAUCUCAAAGUGAUAGAUAAAUAAGGGAAAGUAGGUUUUACAAUCCACAACGUGGUAGUUUACAUUUCUUUUUUUAGAAACGCAGUGGCCAUUGGAAACGUUGCUGUGCAGCGCAAUGGCUACCCAGUGCGACUCUCUGAGCGGAUACUUGCAACAGUCGGACCAGGGCUCAAAUAGCGAGCGUAGUACUGACUCUCCGGUCCCCGGGUCCGAGGAUGACUUGAGCGGACCCCAUGCCUUACCAGACCCGGAGUGGACGGAGGAGAGAUUUCGAGUGGACCGCAAGAAACUGGAAAUCAUGUUAUUAGCGGCCGCUGGGGGACGAGUCAAUGGUGGCGAGGAUUUCUUUCAGAAGGUCAUGGAUGAAACCAAAACACAGAUAGCGUGGCCUUCCAAAUUGAAGAUCGGAGCCAAGUCCAAAAAAGAUCCGCACAUUAAAGUUUGUGGAAAGAGAGACAAUGUGAGGGAAGCCAAAGACCGAAUCAUGUCAGUCCUCGACACAAAGCAGACUAACAGGGUAACCCUUAAGAUGGACGUGUCCCACACAGAGCACUCCCACGUCAUUGGCAAGGGAGGCAACAACAUCAAGAAGGUGAUGGAGGACACGGGUUGCCACAUCCACUUCCCCGACUCCAACCGCAACAAUCAGGCGGAGAAGAGCAACCAGGUGUCCAUUGCAGGUCAGCCAGGAGGGGUAGAGGCAGCUCGGGCCAAAAUUAGGGAGCUGCUCCCUCUAGUUUUGUCGUUUGAGUUGCCGGCCAUCGUGCAGCCUGACCCAGGCUCCCCCACAGUGCAGCACAUCUCCCAGACCUACAACCUCACCGUAUCCUUCAAGCCCCCCACACGUCUCUACGGGACCACCGGAGUGGUCCGCGGCUCCCAGAAUAACUCUAGUGCCGUCAAGAGGGGCACUGCCAUGCUGCUGGAGCACCUGGCGGGAAGCCUUGCAAGUGCCAUCUCAGUCAGUACCCACCUGGACAUCGCCCCUCAGCACCACCUCUUCAUGAUGGGCCGCAACGGCAGCAACAUUAAACACAUCACCCAGAGAACAGGAGCCCAGAUCCAUUUCCCCGACCCUAACAGCCCCCAGAAGAAAUCUACUGUCUACAUCCAGGGCACCAUCGAGUCUGUCUGCCUGGCGCGCCAGUACCUCAUGGGCUGCCUGCCCCUGGUGCUGAUGUUUGACAUAAAAGAGGACAUUGAGGUGGAGCCCCAGUGUAUCACAGCUCUGAUGGAGCAGCUGGAUGUCUUCAUCAGCAUCAAGCCCAAACCAAAGCAGCCAAGCAAGUCUGUGAUAGUAAAAAGUGUGGAGCGGAAUGCAGUGAACAUGUACGAGGCCCGGAAGUUUCUGUUGGGUCUGGAGAGCAACGGGGUGACAUCAGCGAUGUCCCCCUCCACCAACGGCCCCACCCUCAUCUGUCCUGUCGGCCUGGACAUCCUGGCCUCUGCUGGCCUGGGGCUGAGUAGCCUGGGCCUCCUAGGUGCAUCAGUGCCCCAUUCUCUCAGUAGCUCCCCGGCUCCAAACUCUGUUCUCAACAGUCUGAACUCUUCCAUGAGCCCUAUGCAGAAUCCCAGCCCCAGCACCCCGUCUCCCUCCUCCUCACUGUGGCCCAGCUCUCUCACCAGCACCCAAGGCUUCUCGUCUCAGUUGAUGAUGCACCCUGUAGCCCAGGCCACUCUGAGCAGUAUCCUGCUCUCUGGAGUCCAGGGGUACACCCAGAACACCCCCUCCCCUCCCCCUGGGCUUUCCCCUAUCGACAAGCAGACCAACGGGGUCCCUGACUGCUCCAAAGGCCCCUGUACCAUCAAUGGACAUGUCAAGCAUCCUAGCUCAGUCUAUGGAAGGAUGUCCAGUGCGUCACUGGCAGACACGGUUCUGAACCCCAACCAGUGUGACUCGGUCCAGGAGGCCAGCGGACACAACCCGUCAGAACCCCGCUCCAGCAAGUCCAACCAAGACCAAGGCUCUGACACCUUUGUGGAAGUGGGCAUGCCCAGAAGCCCAUCUCACUCAGCAAAUGGAAACGAGCUGAAACAGAUGCUGGCUUCCUGUAAGACGUCAGGGAAACGGCAGGCGGUGGAGCUCCUCCAGGGGACCAAGAACUCCCAUCUCCAGUAUGUCUGUCCAGAGCUACACUCAGACUGCUUGCUGUCAGACCCAGAGUCGAGUGCUUCAGACAGCCCAGUGACAGAUAAGAGGGCACCGGGCAGUGAGCGGGCAGCAGAGAGGGCAGCACAGCAGAACGAGAGGGACAGAAUCCGCUUGGCACCACAUUCUUCCUUUGCCAACAUGCAGGGCCAACUAGAGGCGCUUGAAUAUGAACAGAAAAAGCUGUUAGCAACCAAGGCCAUGUUGAAGAAGCCUGUUGUGACUGAGGUGCGGACCCCCACUAACACGUGGAGUGGCCUGGGUUUCUCCAAGUCUAUGCCAGCAGAGACCAUCAAGGAGCUGCGCAGGGCCAACCACGUGCCCUACAAACCCACCAUGAGUACCACCUACGAAGUAAACUCCGACUAUGAGGGCUCCCCUCUGUCUCUUUCCCGCUCCGGCAGCAGAGAGGGGGUGGGCAACGGCAGUGACUCUGACAACUGGAGAGACAGGAAUGGGGGUGGGAACUGUCUUCCCAGCCACGCCGAAUUCCCAGUGUCUGUUUGCAGUCCUAAGAGGAAGCAGAACAAAUCCGCUGCAGAGCACUAUCUGAGCAGCAGUAACUACAUGGACUGUAUCUCCUCGAUCACCGGGAGCAACGGGUGCAGUCUCCAGUCCUCUCUGAAAGGGUCGGACCUCCCGGAGCUGUUCAGCAAGCUGGGCCUGGGGAAAUACACAGACGUGUUCCAACAGCAGGAGAUCGAUCUCCAGACCUUCCUCACUCUUACAGACCAGGACCUGAAAGAGCUGGGCAUCACCACAUUUGGAGCACGCAGGAAAAUGCUGCUUGCCAUCUCUGGUGUGAAUGACUACGAACUGAACAAGAACCGAAGGAAGCUGUUUGAGGCUCCUAUCAGAUCCUCCUUCCUGGAAGGGGGAGCCAGCGGUCGUCUGUCUCGUCAGUUCCAUGCUGACAUGGCUAGUGUCAGUGGUCGGUGGUAGAGCUCCACUCCGCCAGGACUUAACACGACAGAGAACCAGCCUUCAGUGCCUCUCUUUGGGCUUCUGUAGGCCAGUCUCCAGCCUAGCUGGUUCUCAGUUGUCCACCCUCCAGCUUAUGCUGAACAAUAACUAUUCAACUCUUUUUUUUAUUUUUUUUAUUUUUAAGGCCAUAACAAGAAGCCAUAGUUUAACCAGAAGUGCCAAAAAAAGAGAAGAGCCAUCUGUGGUAUAGAAAAUCCAGUGUUCACUCCACAUAGUGGUUAGAUGUUUCUGUGGAGUAUCUAUGCAUGAAGGGUAUUUUACUAAUUAUGAAGGACAGGUACUGCCCAGUAGUUGUCAAUUUUUGUUAAAGGGAACAGGCCAAAUGAUUAGUACAAAAUAAUUACAUUGAUACUGCAUUCGUAGUAUGCUGUUUUAUCAAUGACAUGCACUUUAACAAUUUUGCCUGUGAAAGCCUAAUUCCUCAUAUUGGAAUACCUAUGCAUUUUGUAUUAACUCAAAGCACAGAUGUAUUUGUACCAAGCCAAAUGUAAGCACUUAGUGAGAUGGGGAAAAGAAGUCAAUAAAGUGACAUCAACAACUAAACGCAGAACCUAGUGGAUUGACCUUGGACCCCUCAGUGUUUUGAUUGAUUGACAUUCCACGAAGGUCAGUGUUGUAUCCACCAGCAGCUGCUGUAGUUGGGCUACAGUCUGUAUGUCAUAUGUAUUUAGAAAAGUAUUAUUUUGUAUUCACAUUAUUAUUUUUUUAUCUUUCUGAGGUAAUAAUCAGUUUCAUGUAUUCUUUUAUGUUUUCAUUACUUUAUACAUUCACAAAUGAGUUCCUGUGGUUUCUAAUUAGUUCGUUAUUAGUCUCUUUUGAUAAUUACCUUUACCCCAUAAUCUUUGGUGCCGUCAGGCUGUGUCAUGAGACUGCAGCAGAGGAAGAGAGCAGUCUGUCAAAACAGCAGGCCCCUCUCUCUGAUUCUGUUUUUUGGCCUCCUGUGGUUUUCUUAGUCAUUGUCAUUUUGUCUCCUGUAGUCAUGUCAAUGGUCUUUGUCAGUUAGUCUUUCUGUGGUCUAUAUUCUGUCUUGAAACCUAUGUGUUCCUCUAUCUAUUCAGGAGACAUGUCCUUAUUCCCAGACUGUGUGCUUUUAUCUUUCCUUACACUUUAUCCGCUUUUAGAGCUGCGGACAGAGAAGCGACCUACUACAGUGUCGAAUGCCUCCACACUACUACAGUGUCAAAUGCCUCCACACUACUACAGUGUCGAAUGCCUCCUUUACUUUUCUCUCUAAGCUGCUCAGCAGGGAACUGUUUCUAUUAGAAUAUAGCUAUUUGGACUGACACUACCUCUCACCUAGGAGGGAACUCGCACCAUAGGUGUAAACUCAACUUUAUUUCAUAUGACAGCCCCUAGCCUAGACACAUUUCUACAUUUACCAAGAUUGUGUCCUCAACAUGUUUUCUAGCUUAAAUUAAGAAUAGUGGAAAUAUACCAUUUUCAGGAUCAGUUGUGCAAUUAGAUAUCUGGGAUUCUUGUAAAGCUAUAUUUGAUGAAGUAACAGGAUUAGGUGUGCCGUGGUGCUGCUUAUCAUCAAAGGACGAAGUCACUCUGAUCUCUGUAUAAUGUUCAUGGAAAACCAGUAUUCUCAUACCCUUUUGUUAACGCUGUCUGACUCUGGAAGGUUUUGGCUGUAACUGUUUUAGAUUGAACCCCCAUAUUAAACCUGGAAGUUGAUAGUCUUUGUGCAUUCUAUCAUAUAAGACUGUUAGUUUGAAGUACUCUUCAUUUGCAGAAUGUUUGUUGGUAGAUGGUACUGCAUUUGACGGACAAUGCAGUGAACUCUAUGUAGAGCCCAAAGUGAAAAACUAAAUCUUGAAGUUAAAUGACAGUAGGUACAGAAUGCUGAAGCAGAUGUAGAGAGAACAUUUCAAAGCAACUUACAUGCCAAAGCUUUGUUUCCACACAACGGCAACAUCACUGGCAGCAGACGUCUUAGCAUCAACCAUUCUGUAAUCACGCACAGAGAGAAGUCACUUGUUUCUCAUGUUGCAUGCUUUUUCUCAUGAAGAUCUUUUGUAUCCUGUGUUUACGCCAUACCAGUUCUUCUAACUGAUUUGUACCCAUGUCACUAUCGUAUCAAUAGGAUAUCCUGACUUGGUUGUCAUUUCUGACCAGUAGUGUGUCAUUUUCUUUGAAAUCUUGAAAAGACAGGAUAUUAAAAGGGAUUUGUUCCACCAAAAAUAUGGGUUGUGUUCAACCCUUUAUCAUGGUACUAUAUUGAAGCUGUUCAGCAUUGAUUAUGUCAGUGCAGUUAUGUUGAGCCAUGGUAGCUACCCUGCAAACCAGACAAUGUUUUUUUUUUUGUUUUUUUGCUUCUGUAAAGUUAAGCCUGCGGUCAUUUGUGUGCUUCGAGGGUAAUAGAGAUGUCUGUCAAGUGAAUGUUGUUAGUGAGAAUUAUUGCUUUUUUAUCUGGUUUAAUGAGUCAUUUGCAAUCAAAGUUUACCACCAGCCUCCUGUCCCUACACUUAUUAUGUCUUAAAUGUUUGUGUUUAGUUCCUGUUAUUCCCAAAGGGAUACAUUUGAAGGGUCUACUUUAUACUGAGUUGGAUGAAAUGGUACAACAUUUAUAAUGAAUGUAAACCACUAAGGAAUUGAUGUAUGUUUUGCAUCUCUUUUGUAUCCUGUGCAGCCAUGCUUGUUAGCAAUUUAUCUCCAGUUUUGUGUGAGAGAAAGGUACUGUUCCAAAAAAGGUUCUACAGAAGAAUUGAGGAACUUUGCCUAAAGCUCUUGUUGAUACGAUUGUUGAGAAGGACAUUGUUUUAGCUAUGUUGUUAUAUCUGUAAAUAUAGUACAGAUGUGUUUUGGAGGAGUUAUCAAAUAAGCAAAAAAGUUUGUUCAAAACAUUGAAGUGUUAUUACAAAGGUAAUAAAUGUAUGCAGUAAGAUGUU
This is a messenger RNA of Oncorhynchus masou masou (cherry salmon), 6310 nucleotides long. RefSeq names its product protein bicaudal C homolog 1-A-like. Gene Ontology annotation, cellular component: cytoplasm. NCBI's taxonomy places the organism in Eukaryota, Metazoa, Chordata, Actinopteri, Salmoniformes, Salmonidae. The transcript has 21 exons. Bases 402 to 3377 code for a protein of 991 amino acids. The record is from RefSeq and is a predicted model, not a curated record. Gene Ontology annotation, molecular function: RNA binding; protein binding.